AUGAUGGAUCCUAAAGGACUAUUUCAGUUUUUCACCAAAUUUGGAGUAGUGAAAGAUAUGUUCAUUCCAAACAAGAGAAGGAAAACGUCAAACUCACGAUUUGGUUUUGUCAGAUUUGAUUGUCCGGUUGUAGCAAGAAUCGCAGUUCAAAAAGCUAAUGGGAUUUGGAUUGAUGAUAAAGUUUUAACAGUCAAAGAUAUAGAGUAUGGGAAAGACGAUGUUGUGGUGAAAAAUCCAACGCAUGACCAGACAAUUAUAAGCAGAGCACCUAGUGCUGGCGGAAGGAAGGAUCAAGGGUCAGAUGGUAAGUUGAGGUCAUACGCGGAUAUGGUGAAAGGGAAGGAAUCAUUAGCAUCAAAGCCAAGGAGAUUGGCAAUGGGUGGCUUAACGAAAGUUUAG
Camellia sinensis is the source of this 399-nucleotide messenger RNA. NCBI's taxonomy places the organism in Eukaryota, Viridiplantae, Streptophyta, Magnoliopsida, Ericales, Theaceae. The record is from RefSeq and is a predicted model, not a curated record.